CUCCCGACAUGCUAGUGAUUCCUCAGAGAGAGGUAUUGGUGACACACUGAAAGAGGAUCCACACAGAAGUAUGCACAGACACAACCAGCUCAUGUGGAUGGCACGCCAGCCUCUGCUCAUCCCCCGUUUGACAUAUUCACUGUGGUUUCAUAUUCUGUUUGGUCCUGCAUGAUCACUUUUUAGAUGAGGGACUUUGCUCCAUCUGGUUUCUUUCUUCUCCACGUGCCAAAACUUUAAAGUUUUAUCAACAGGAGCAGCUUUUUCUGUCUAGACUGCACCUCUGGUUCCCAUUGGCUGCCGCUUGAUGGGGAGGGUGUGGCUCCACAUGUCUAGCCUCCCUCCUAUCGGGCUCCCUUUCACAUAGAAGCAAACUCAGCUUGUGUUAUGACAGCGGCUGCACAGUGGCAUUUGCCAAACGCCCGUGGCAUGCCACUCUCGCCGACGCCUCCUCCCUGCCUGCAAAGGAGACUGACGAGCUCAGCUCAGAGCAGACUGUAGCCGUCUGUGUGCCAGACGCUUCCACUGAAACUGCUGGAAGAACCACAAGGAAUUUAUUGGACGUCUUAAAAUGGCAGAGAAUGGGGUGAAAGGAAAGCCACCAUACUCAGUUGAGACACCCUAUGGCUUCCAAAUCGAUCUGGACUUUCUAAAAUAUGUGGAAGAUAUCGAGAAAGGGAACACCAUCAAGCGUGUUCCCAUUCAGCGUAGAAAUAAGGGACCUCGAGCAAGUACGCUGCCCAGAAACCUUAACCCUUCUGGAUGUGGCUAUCGCCCAAGUCCCUGGGGAUCCACUGGUGCCCUUGGCCCUCGAUCGCCGCCGUCAGAUACCCAUCAUCAUGGCUAUUCCUUGUGGACACACAGUCACAGGGCUCCUUUAUUUCCUACAGAACCCAGAUCUCUGGCAGAGCUAGAGGCAAGAAUCAAAGAGUUUGAUGAACAACCUUUGGGGGAGCACAUCAGACCUCACCUCCUCCGAGCCUCCAGCCUACCGCUGACAGUUUUGCUAAGGCAAGAAUCGGAGUCCAUGGAUGAUCGAAGCAGUAUCCGGAGCUCAAGGGAUUACCUUAACUCUCCGGACAGCCCGCAGCCCCAGGACUGCUCAGGGCUGUUGAGGCGCCUGUCUGAAGCCUUGGAGCGUGUCGGUGAGCUGGAGAUGGAAGUGAGGGUCAUCCCUGAACUCAGAGCACAAAUCUGCAUCCUCCAGGAGGAACGAGAAAGGCUUCGUCUGGGUCUUGUCCCGCAUCUCAUAUCGUCCACGGAGAAUGGAACCACAAAACCCUUUGCGUUGACUCACCGCAGCAUAGCGGACAUGAAAAGACCCAUCAAGGUCAGAAACAGUACCUCACACGACAGUUCCCACCGGAUGCAUGAGUGGAAGACAAGUACAGACCUGGAUGAGCUGCUGACGGUGACGUCCCUGCAGGCCAAAGUAGCUGCGCUGGAGCAGAAGCUCCAUGAGACCAGCCUGGAGCUGAGGAAGGUGACGGGACUCUUGAGGGAGCAGCAGGCAGAGAGCGGAACCAAAGAUGAGAAGAUUGAGAACCUCAUCAAGAACCCCGGGAUGUGGGUCUGUGCAGAACGUGUGAUGGUGGACCAGGAUGGAGAGGAGACAGUGGUGAGAUCUAUUGAACCAGAUUAUGGUAAAGAAUGCUCCUUUGUCUGCAAAAGAACUGCUCCCACCUCUGCUCAAAGACACCCCCAACAGAAAAGGAGCUCUAGAGCAGGCGUGGAACCCGCUGAUGGUGCAGCCGACAGCAUGAGAACAGCAGCAGUGAUCAAUCACAUUCAGAGGAUCAAGACUCUUCUGGAUCAGCAAUGGGAGUGUGUUUGUAGAGAAGCUAAACCAGGAGAUGAGAGACCAGCUUUAAAGCACCCAGAUCCAAAAGUCAACUCGCUCCAGGAGCAGAUGAUGGAACUCGUGGACGUUCUGCUGUCCCACUAUCCACAGAAGGGACAGAGUGAUGCCUCAAAAUCCAACCUGAAGAUGUACGGAAGUGCACAGAACUCAGUGACUCUGGGCUCUGAGGUUCCUAACGAAAGACUGACGACAAAAGGAAAUCUCUCAGAUUCCAAUCGUGAGAACCAAAGUCUCCAUGCCAGGAGGACAGAUGCUGCUCAAGCAGACGGCAACUCUGUGCAGAUGGGAAAGGCGUCAAAGCAACACACAGAAAAGCAAGGCACACCAGAAGAGUGGAAACAUGGGAAAAGAGAUGGAGGAGCAGUACUGUCAGAAGCUGAAACUAAAGAAAAACCAUCUCCAAGACAACCGAAGGUGGAGAACUCUGGCUCAGGUGGUAAAGCGAGGGAGGCAGUUGAUGCAGACUUUGUGUCGGCUUGUCAUUUUGUCAAAGCGCACAUGAACAACAUGGACAACCCCAGUGAGGACAUGAGGAAGGCUCUGGUCACUUUAUUCCAGCACUGGUUCACCACCUCAGCAGAGGAGGCUUCUGAAGCGUGCAAUGUGGCCGCCUACAUCAGAGCAGUGAAGAAGGAAUCGCCGUCCCUCCUGUCCUUCCUGGUUAACCUUCCGGAUGACAAUGGCAACACGGUGCUGCACUACGGCGUAUCUCACUGCAACUACAGCAUUGUCAGCCUGCUGCUGGACACAGGUGUGGCGGACGUGAAUGUUCAGAACAAAGCUGGUUACACAGCCGUGAUGCUGGCCUCUCUGACUGCUCCUGAUGGACCUGAUGGGAUGGAAACCAUACGGAAGUUGAUGGAGUCGGGCAACGUCAACAUUCGCUCCAGUCAGACAGGUCAAACAGCUCUACAUUUGGCGGUCAGGCACGGUCGAGACAUUAUGGUCCGCCUGCUGCUGAGCUGCGGCGCCGACACCAACAUCCAGGACAGCCAGGGAACGACAGCGCUCAUGUUUGCAGCUGAGAAGGGCCACACGCAUGUGGCACGAUUACUGUUAGAAAGAAGUCAGAGCGAUCUGAUGCUUACUGACAAGUCGGGCCGAACUGCACUCUCUAUCGCCUUGCAAGGUUCCCACUCGGACACAGCCGCCCUGCUGCAGGCCCAUGCUAAAGCUCGAUCUCUAUAAAAGAGGACAAUCUGCUGAAAUAUUUGAUUUUUUUCUCUGACGCACUUCCAAAUCCAAACUGAAAAAUAUCUUAACUGGUAAUGCAUGAGCACUGGCUUGAAUUUUCUGAGGAUAAUUUUUGUUUGAGGGAGAUUGAUGGGUAAUCCAUGCAUUUAAGCUUGGAUGCUAUUGGCUGUUAAAACACUAAACAGGUUUUUGUUUGUCUUCGUUGUUUAUAACCACAGCCUAUUGAUAUUAUUGAUUGCACACUAAUGUUGCAGCUCUGCUCUGCAAAUGAUACCAAAGUGUUUAUUCAGAAAUGACAGUAUAAGACACACAACCAUAAGUUUAAUGAUUGUAUGUAAUGUUUUUUUGGUAAAGCUUAAAGUUUAUUUUGUUAAAACUGAGCUUCUGUUGAAUAAAGCUUUGAAGACUGCUGA
This is a messenger RNA of Oryzias melastigma (Indian medaka), 3465 nucleotides long. RefSeq names its product KN motif and ankyrin repeat domain-containing protein 4. NCBI's taxonomy places the organism in Eukaryota, Metazoa, Chordata, Actinopteri, Beloniformes, Adrianichthyidae. The coding region runs from base 569 to 3046 and encodes 825 amino acids. Gene Ontology annotation, biological process: negative regulation of actin filament polymerization. Gene Ontology annotation, molecular function: protein binding. The transcript has 9 exons. The record is from RefSeq and is a predicted model, not a curated record. Gene Ontology annotation, cellular component: cytoplasm; cytoskeleton.